AAUCUUCAAAUUUUUUGUAUAGCUAUAUCUGACUUAAUACACUUAUCAGUUGCAAGGGGAAAUGUAAACAAUUUAAUAUUCUAAUCCCGUAUUUCCGUACUCCUCGUUUUUUUAAUAGAGUUACGUUGAUAUAUUGACUUAUAUUGAUAAGAUUCGAAGUAAGUUAAAAAGUUUUAUAACUUAUAACUAAAGUUGCUUAUGUGCUCUUAAAAUUAAUUAUUUCAUUUAAGUUUAAUUUCGUUUUAAAAAUAAAUUACUAAAAUGACCGACCAUUUCGGUCCAAUUACUCUAAAAUGGGAUCCAAAAAAUUUGGAAAUACGUACUAUGUCUGUAGAAAAAACAUUAGAACCACUUGUAUUACAAGUAACUACUUUGGUUAACACCAAAGGGACAUCACGAAAAAAGAAAGGACGAUCAAAGCGAGCUCAUGUGUUAGUUGCUGCUGUAGAAAAAGCUACUGAAAACUUUAUUGAAGUUGGUGAACAAAUUGCAUAUGAAAAUCCAGACAUCAAACAAGAAAUGUUAGCAGCUGUCGAAGAAGUUAGAAAAACAGGUGAUGCUAUGAGUAUUGCUGCGAGAGAAUUUGCUGAAGAUCCUUGUGCAUCUGCUAAACGUAGUAAUAUGGUAAGAGCAGCCAGAAAUCUUUUAUCUGCAGUUACACGACUUCUUAUACUUGCUGAUAUGGUUGAUGUGCAUUUGUUGUUAAAGUCCCUUAGAGUGGUGGAAGACGACUUAGAAAAAGUUAAAAAUGCUUCUAGUCAAGCUGAGUUACUUGAUAACAUAAAGGUAUUUGGUAAAAGUGCUAGUGAGCUCAUGAGCCAAGCUGCAAAACGCCAACAAGAACUAAAAGAUCCACAGUUACGUGAUGAUUUAGCUGCAGCACGAGCAAUUUUAAAAAAACAUUCCACUAUGCUUUUGACUGCUUCUAAGGUAUAUGUGCGGCAUCCAGAACUUGCUGCAGCUAAAGCUAAUAGAGACUUUGUAUUAAAGCAAGUAUGUGAAGCUGUAAAUACCAUAAGUGAUGUUGCUCAAGGCCGAUCUGCAGCCAUGAAUGAUAAUGGUAAUCAAAUUUAUGAUGGACCAGGAGAAUUGGCAGCAGCUUUGGAUGAUUUUGAUGAAAGAAUGGUAAUGGAUCCUUUAGUUUAUAAUGAAGUCCGUACUCGACCAUCAUUAGAAGAGCGUCUUGAAAGUAUAAUUAGUGGUGCUGCCCUCAUGGCUGAUUCUUCUUGUACUCGUGAUGAACGAAGAGAAAGAAUUGUUGCUGAGUGUAAUGCUGUUCGACAAGCUUUACAAGAUUUGCUAUCUGAAUACAUGUCUAACCAAGUGCAACUCCAAAGGGUCGGAAAAAGGAUGAGUGUAAAAGAAACAAGUGAAGGUUUAGAACGAGCUAUAGAUCAUAUGUGCCGUAAAACAAGAGAUCUUAGACGCCAACUUCGUAAAGCGGUUGUAGAUCAUGUGUCUGAUAGCUUUUUAGAAACAAGUGUUCCUUUACUUGUGUUAAUUGAAGCUGCUAAUUCAGGAGAUGAAAAAGAAGUUGAAGAAUGUGCUUUAGUUUUUACCGAACAUGCUAAUAAAUUAGUUGAAGUUGCUAACCUUGCUUGUAGUAUGUCUAGUAAUGAAGAUGGAGUAAAAAUGGUACGUACUGCUGCUGCUCAAAUAGAAAGCUUAUGUCCUCAAGUUAUUAAUGCUGCUAGAGUUUUAGCUGUUCGUCCUCGUUCUAAAUUAGCUCAAGAUAACAUGGAUGUUUUUCGAGAUGCGUGGCAAGCUCAAGUUAGACUACUAACUGAAGCCGUUGAUGAUAUAACUACUAUAGAUGACUUUUUAGCAGUUUCCGAAAGCCAUAUCCUUGAAGAUGUCAAUAAAUGUGUUCUUGCUUUGCAAGAAGGUUCAGCUGACCCAUUGGAUCGAACAGCUGGUGCAAUCAGGGGCCGUUCUGCUAGAGUUUGCAAUGUUGUAGCUGCUGAAAUGGAUAAUUAUGAGCCUGGUAUUUAUACUGAACGAGUUCUAGAAGCUAUAAAAGUACUUCGUGAUCAAGUGAUGCCAAACUUUGCACAACGUGUUGAGUUAGCUGUAGAUGCAUUGUCUACAAAUCCACCAAAAGAAGUUGAUGAAAAUGAUUUUAUUGAUGCUUCUAGACUUGUGUAUGAUGGUGUUCGAGAAAUUCGACGAGCUGUUCUAAUGAACAGAACUGAUGAAGAGUUGGAUCCUGAAGAUAUAGAUUUUGAGGAGCAUUAUACUGUAGAAUCUACACGAAGUAGAUCUAGUGCGCAUACCGGAGAACCUUUAGAUGAAUAUCCAGAUAUUAGUGGAAUCACAACAGCUAGAGAAGCAAUGCGAAAAAUGACUGAAGAAGAUAAACAAAAAAUAGCCCAACAGGUUGAAUUUUUCAGAAGUGAAAAAUUAAAAUUUGAUCGUGAAGUAGCCAAAUGGGAUGAUACUGGAAAUGAUAUAAUUGUACUUGCGAAACACAUGUGCAUGAUUAUGAUGGAAAUGACAGAUUUUACUCGUGGAAGAGGACCUUUGAAAACUACUAUGGAUGUUAUUAAUGCAGCUAAAAAAAUUUCAGAAGCUGGUACAAAAUUAGAUAAACUUACUAGACAAAUUGCUGAUCAAUGUCCUGAAUCUUCUACUAAAAAAGAUUUGUUAGCUUACCUGCAACGAAUUGCACUAUACUGUCAUCAAUUAAAUAUUACAUCCAAAGUUAAAGCUGAUGUUCAAAAUAUUAGUGGAGAACUUAUUGUAUCUGGGUUGGAUAGUGCUACGUCAUUAAUUCAAGCAGCUAAGAAUUUAAUGAACGCAGUUGUAUUAACAGUGAAAUCUUCAUAUGUUGCCAGCACAAAAUAUCCUAGACAAGGAGCCGAUUUACAAAAACUUGUUGUAUGGAAGAUGAAAGCUCCUGAAAAGAAGCCAUUAGUAAGGCCAGAAAAACCUGAAGAAGUGCGCGCAAAAGUUCGUAAAGGUUCUCAAAAGAAAGUUCAAAAUCCAAUUAAAGCUCUAAGUGAAUUUCAGAGUCCAACUGAAUCAGUAUAAGAGAUAAAAAUUUAUAUUUUAUUAAAUGAAAUAAACAUAGUGUAAUAUGUUAAUUUAUUAUAACUAUAUAAUACUUUUAAAAUGUAAUUUGUUUGUAGUUUUAAUUAAUACCAUUGACUAUAAGUACUAUUAUAAAUAUUUAUACUCAAUAUUAAUACUGUUGCCAAAUAUUAUGUAUGAUAAAUUUAGCUAUUUAUAUUUCUACAUUUAUACUAUUCAAUUAUAAUUUUAUCAAUUGUGUUUGUGAUUAUCAGUAUUUAAUGUCUGUUCAAUACUGAAGAACUACUUAUAAAAAAAAAAAAAAGUUUCUCUAAUUACUUACUUUUUUAAUUUAGAAAAGUUUUAACAAAAAUGUUUCUCUAUAUAUAUAUAUUAGAUAAAUAGAUUAUUACUUGUAAUUAUUGAAUAAUAAUUUGUUUAUAUAUUUUAUAAUUUUUAUGUUUAAUCAUGAAUUUCUUUAUUUUAAUUAGUCCGUCCGUAGUGAUAUACAUAGUUCUAUAAAUAACUUAUUAUUUAUUUAAUAAAUGUCGGCUUGUAUGGAAAAUUUGGAUAUCUUUUAAAUGAUAAUGGUAAAAUAAUCUUCAUAAAACAAAAUACAUUAAAAUUUGUAAAUUUGCUAUUCACUUUCUAGUUUUCACAACAAAAAUUUAUAUAUUUAUAUGUCUUAUUAAUAUUAAAAAUAAUUUUUUUAGCUGCAUAUUUAGAUAAAAAAAAGUGUUAAUCUUUAUAUGAUUUAUUUGUGACUAAUUAUUUAUACUUUUAUGAUAUAUUAUAUGUAUUAUUAAAAUAUAUAUAUACAAGUAAU
Messenger RNA from Daktulosphaira vitifoliae (grape phylloxera), 3835 nucleotides. RefSeq names its product catenin alpha (gene alpha-Cat). Gene Ontology annotation, molecular function: beta-catenin binding; actin filament binding; structural molecule activity. The transcript is spliced from 18 exons. The record is from RefSeq and is a predicted model, not a curated record. Gene Ontology annotation, cellular component: adherens junction; catenin complex; actin cytoskeleton. NCBI's taxonomy places the organism in Eukaryota, Metazoa, Arthropoda, Insecta, Hemiptera, Phylloxeridae. Gene Ontology annotation, biological process: cell-cell adhesion; cell migration. Bases 262 to 3030 code for a protein of 922 amino acids.